GACGGGACGGUGGGUCAUAGCAGCGUGCUGUGAGGUGUUGGGAGGAUGCAUGGGGGGGCGUGGAUGCUGUACUCCGUGUUUCUGGACCAGCGGCUCGUCUGUUUCGCGGUGCUCCUGUUCUUUAUUCCCGUCGGAGGGGACUACUGCCCCCCGUCCUGCCUCUGCGCCAGAGAUUCGGGGACCGUCACCUGUCGCGGGGGAGAGCACCCCGGGGUGCCGGGGGCCAUCCCGGAUUGGGCUUCCACUUUAAUCCUCCGGGGGAACAACUUGACAACUUUACCGCGUUGGGCGUUCUGCCCCAGCGGCGCGCGGCGGCCGCUCGUGACGCUGUCGCUGUCGCACAACGGGAUCCGCGUGAUCGAGCCGCACGCCUUUCAGGGACUCACUUCUCUGCUUGUGUUGGAUUUGAGUCACAACCGGCUGGUAUCCAUCUCACCGGGAGUGUUCUCAGGUUUACUUGAACUCCGCUCGCUGAACUUCAACCAGUCCCUCGCGCCGCUCGCCGCCGUGCAGCUCGUGAACGCCCUCAGUCUCGGAGAACAUCUGCGCAGCCUCCACAGACUGGACCUGGCGGGAAACCACCUGACGUCCGUCCCGCUGGGAAUCCACAUGUCCAACCUGCACACGUUAGUGCUGACGAACAACUCGAUCCAGACCGUCGGCCGGGACCACGUGGCUACGCUCUACCAGCGACCACGCAUGCGCAUCUACCUGUCCCUGAACCCUUUCUGGUGCGGCUGCGAGCUUGAGGCGUUCUACUCCUGGCUGAGGAACUCCUCCCAGGUCCCCGACGUGGGGGCCCUGGUCUGCAGCGGGCCUGGGGCCCGGCAGGGGGUCCGGCUGGAGCACCUCCAGGAGGAGGAGCUGGGAUGUGCGGACCAGGACCUGGAGGCGGUCUCGUAUGUGUUCCUCGGUCUGGUGUUGGCCUUGAUCGGGGUGGUGUUUCUGAUGGUGCUCUACCUCAACCGAGAGGGCAUCAAACGCUGGCUGAACAACAUCAGAGAGGCGUGCCGCGACCAGAUGGAGGUUUACCACUACCGCUACGAGCAGGACUCCGACCCCAGGCUGGCCAAUGUAGCCGUGUAGGGACUCUCUCUCUCGCUCUCUCUCUCGCUCUUUCUCUAUCAUUCAACAAUGCAACGUGUAUAUUUUGAACAUAAUACUACUAUAAACAAUGUCAUAACUUAUAACACAGGUUGUGUGUUUUAACAUCGACUUGUGGACAUAUGUCAUACGAGUCGCCCCCCCUCCCGAACUCAUUAGCAUAGUGAGACGCAUAAAACCCAACCGACCACAUGUUUUCAUCUCACGCUCGCUCACUGUGUUGUCACUAUUUUACUAUUUGAAGUCAAAUUUGGAUUCAACCAACAGGGAAUUCAAGAGAAAUAGUCCUAAUUUAGACAUGCAUGUGAAUGUUCUAGAGGCUGGAAAAAUAUGAAUAGGCCUACUACAAUUAUAAUAAA
Messenger RNA from Gadus morhua (Atlantic cod), 1463 nucleotides. It is a transcript of the gene tpbgl, whose product is annotated as trophoblast glycoprotein like. The record is from RefSeq and is a predicted model, not a curated record. Gene Ontology annotation, molecular function: protein binding. Gene Ontology annotation, biological process: negative regulation of canonical Wnt signaling pathway. NCBI's taxonomy places the organism in Eukaryota, Metazoa, Chordata, Actinopteri, Gadiformes, Gadidae. Gene Ontology annotation, cellular component: plasma membrane. The transcript has a single exon. Bases 46 to 1086 code for a protein of 346 amino acids.